AUGGCUUCUUCAUCAUAUUACAAACUCUUCACCAUCACAAUUCUCCUUCUUUCCUUCACGUUAGUUUCUCUAGCCGGAGAUGAAAACGCAGAUGUAAGCGAAUGCAAAACUGAAUCCGGAGAUCUAUCAUGCCACAACAACAAACUCAUAGCAAUCCCAUCGAUCUUAGUGGCCAGCAUGAUCGGCGUUUGCUUGUUUUCUCGUUCCGUUCCUGCUUUAAGACCCGACCGAGAUAUGUUUUCAGUCGUCAAGGCUUUAGCUUCGGGUGUUAUUAUCGCUACCGGUUUUAUGCACGUUUUGGCUGACGCUGAGGAUCCGUGGAGGAUGUUUCCUGGUUUCGGCUUUGCUUACUAUAUGAUGAUUGAAUCAUUCAUGGGUGCGUAUAAGCUGAGAGCUAUGAAGCGUGAAGAACACUUAAAUCUCUAG
Messenger RNA from Microthlaspi erraticum, 426 nucleotides. The record is from the annotation of a GenBank genome assembly. NCBI's taxonomy places the organism in Eukaryota, Viridiplantae, Streptophyta, Magnoliopsida, Brassicales, Brassicaceae.